AUGAGCGCUGAUUGGGAGAAUAUCUGGCACGGUGGCAAACGACUUAUGGGCGCCAAAAGGAGGCCCCGUCACAGGCGGGUCAUCGGUACCAGGAUCAAAGAGUCGUGGAUAUACCGACAUGGCGCCAAUUUGGAGCAUCACGGGGAUCUGUCAUGUGAAGAAGAGCUAUUCGACAGCUCUAUACGUCUCAUCGGGGACGUCUCAUACCGCGAGGCACCUGCUCCGUCAGCACCAAAUCACGGAGGCAGGGGAGAGCGAUCCCAGCUUAGCGACUCCGUUUACGUUGGCGGCGACGUCUGGCUCCUCGUUGUCCCGUCUUUUGUCGCGGCAGGCCAGCCUUGGCUUGCAGCUUGCUUCACGUUUUGA
This is a messenger RNA of Fusarium poae, 366 nucleotides long. RefSeq lists its product as uncharacterized. The transcript is spliced from 2 exons. The record is from RefSeq and is a predicted model, not a curated record. Lineage: Eukaryota; Fungi; Ascomycota; Sordariomycetes; Hypocreales; Nectriaceae. The coding region runs from base 1 to 366 and encodes 121 amino acids.